GGUUUUGUAAAGAACCCCAGCUGGUAAUGAAGAAUAUUAUAGAAAACAGCAAAUUCUGGUCUCUUGUUGUAAGUAAGUGUUCACUACAACUUGACAGGGUCCAGAUACAUCUGGACAGAAAACUUACCUUCAAAUGUGUUCUCCAGAGAAUUCUGUCCCAGAAAUGUAUGUAUGGGCAGUUCCCAGCAAAGCAUCAAAGAUUUGUUAUAACCUCAGAUAAUUUGCAAUGUGAUCGAGACAAAUGGGACUUGAGUGAACAGAGAGUUGACCUACUCAGAACUACUAUUAUUAAUUUGUUGGAGGCUAUGGGUUAUGAACAUGGUGACACAAGAAAAAGUUACGAGGAGGAGCCAACAAUAUUCUUACAUCUUUCUACAAAAUCAAGUAAAAUUUUGCCUGGAUAUAAGCAAAUCCUUUGUGGUGUUGUUAUCAACUCCAGACAUCACAGUAAAGAAAGUACUGUAACAGCUCAAGAAUACCUCAGACAAAGGUGCAGAAAUAUAAAGAAAAUGGCCAUGUAUAAAUAUGGAGAUAUAAUUCAGAGUGAACUACAGAAGGAAGACUUUCUCAUCCAUUUAGGUGAUGCAGCUGUGAGAAUUGAUUUGCUUCAUGUUAAGCCAAGUCACACGGUCUGUCUCAGGCUUGAUACGGAAAUUGAUGGAAGUCGGGAAACAGGCAGCAGAGGUGCUACAUUUAUCUUGUAUAAUUGUGCCCGCAUUGCUACAAUUCUCAGGCAGUUUGAAGAGAAGGUUCAGUUAGGAUAUUAUCCUCAUCUGAUCUCUUAUGAAGAAGUGGACUUCUCUCUUUUAUCCAAAGAUGAGGAAUGGGACCUUUUAUUCUUAUAUCUUCUGUCUUAUCCAAGCGUGCUGCAGAAUUCAGUACAGAAUGUGGAACAUGGAAAACUUUCUCCUCAUCUGGUGUGCAGUUUUAUCAUGGCAAUGUGCAGCUGUUUCAGUGUGUACUACAGAAGAGUACACAUUCUCACUGAUUCAAGAACCCACUUGUUACCUGUAAUGUUUGCACGUCUGUAUCUGUUACGAGGCAUUCAGCAAGUGUUGCAUAAUGCAUUAAACUUAUUGGGUAUAUUGCCUGUUGUGCAUAUGUGACAACUCGAUGCUGCAGAAUCAUUGAGAAGCUCAUAAGUCACUCAGCUGAUCAUCAAAUUGUCACAAUUUUUCAAAUGACAAAAAUUAGAGUUUCAUUAAUCACACAGAUGCAUUAUUUCAAUAAUAUUUAUAAAAUCAUGGUGUAUGUUCUUAAUUGAUAAAGACCUAAAAAUGUAUGUAUUUCAAAAAUGAAAAGCUGAUAAAUAAAUACAAAGUUGAGGAGGUGGGGA
Molecule: messenger RNA, 1336 nt
Organism: Zootermopsis nevadensis
Lineage: Eukaryota; Metazoa; Arthropoda; Insecta; Blattodea; Termopsidae
Product: DALR anticodon-binding domain-containing protein 3
Biological process (GO): tRNA C3-cytosine methylation; arginyl-tRNA aminoacylation
Molecular function (GO): ATP binding; arginine-tRNA ligase activity; tRNA binding
Source: RefSeq, a predicted model, not a curated record